This is a messenger RNA of Trichobilharzia regenti, 5383 nucleotides long. Lineage: Eukaryota; Metazoa; Platyhelminthes; Trematoda; Strigeidida; Schistosomatidae. The record is from the annotation of a GenBank genome assembly.
CUAAUAGCAAAGUCUACCAUAUCCCAAAACUCAUAUUUCUAUUCACCAAAAGUAGAAAUAUUCAAAAAGAAGCUGAAUAUCAAUAGAGUUCGAAAUCAACAAAGAAUAAACAGACUGAACACUGAAUAAGAAGAAGGGGGAAAUAUAAAGUCAGGCGGUACAUAGUGGAUGUUGAUGCAACUACCCUCCAAUCUUCAUUAUGGUUGUUUCUAAUCCGAAGAAAAACCUCGAAGGUUGUAAACUACCCGUAAAAUUACCGGAAUCGGAUUUUUUUCAUACUGCUGAGAUCCUGGGCACAAGAGAUGUUGGUGACUGUACAUACUACUACGUUCAUUACGAUGACUACAACAAACGGCUAGACGAAUGGGUCAGUGCGGACCGCCUUGACUUUUCGAAAUUAGAGAGACCUCUAAAGAGGUCUACAAAGGAUUCUGUAAACCCAGUUUUCACCUUAUCGUCGACAGAUGAUGAGGUGCUAAGCUCCUCAGAACUUCGGAAUUCAGAAUCCGAACUGAAUCCUCCUCUUAAGAGUCGCAGUUCAAGUUCCUCCAGCUUAACACAGCUUAAAAGAAAACGACCACCUGAUGAUGUUUAUGAAGGACCAAUACACCUUACGCUUCAAAAUGAUUUGGAUGAUCUUGUGUUUGAUGGUUCUCCAACAUCCGGCAAACCAAGACAAACUGGUAGUAUGGUUUCAAGCAACUACGAACAAGAUACAGUUACAAGAAUGAGAAACCUAGAAUGGAUUGAAUUAGGGCGAUAUCGGAUUAAACCGUGGUAUUUUUCACCAUAUCCACAGGAGUUGGUAAACGUGCCAUGUGUAUAUAUUUGUGAAUUCUGCUUGAAGUAUCUGAAAAGCUUGACUUGCCUACGCAGACACUUAAGCAAAUGCACGUUAAGAAAUCCACCGGGGAAUGAAAUUUAUCGGAAACUUCCCCAUAGUUUCUUUGAGAUCGAUGGACGCAAAAAUAAAACGUAUGCGCAACACCUAUGCCUUCUCGCAAAACUGUUCUUGGACCAUAAAACUUUGUACUAUGACACAGAUCCUUUCUUAUUCUACGUACUUUGUGAAAUAGACUCCCGUGGGUAUCACCUAGUAGGAUAUUUUUCAAAAGAAAAGGAAUCCUCUGAGGACUACAAUGUCGCUUGUAUUUUGGUACUUCCACCUUUUCAGCGUAAAGGCUACGGGAAAUAUCUAAUUGAAUUCAGUUAUGAAUUGAGCAAAAUUGAAGGUAAAUCGGGAUCACCUGAAAAACCGUUGAGUGAUUUGGGCUUAUUAUCUUAUCGGUCGUAUUGGGCUCAAACAAUUUUGGAGUUAUUAUUAAAUUCUAAAGCAAGUGAAUCUGGACAAGAUCCUGCAUUAAGUAUCAAUGAUAUUGUCGACCGAACGUGUAUUAAACGAGAUGAUGUUAUUGCUACAUUAUCUCAUUUAAAUGUAUUAUAUUAUGUUAAAGGUCAACAUGUUAUCUAUUUAUCGCGUGACCUUAUCCAAGCUCAUCAAAAAGCAAUGCAACGUCGUAAUCUUCGUGUUGAUUCAAAAUUACUUAAUUGGAAAGCAAAAGAUUGGAGUAAACGUGGACGAUGGUGAUUGAUGUGAUUGUCUACCUGCUAUACUUAUACAUUUAAUGAUAUCUACUAAUAUUAUUAUUUGUUUUGCCGUUUGUUUUUGUAUCUGUUCGUGUUUGCGUGUAUGUGUGUGUGCCAAUCAGUCAAUUAGUCUUAUGUCUUACAGUGAAUGACUACACCCGUCGGUGUAUCUCUGUUCCUCCGACUUUCUUUCCCUCUAUCUUGUCCUUUUGUGACGUAUGUAUACAUUAUUUAUUUAGUAAUCUUCAGUGAACACGAUACUUUAUGAAAUUUAGGUUGUAUAAUAAAUUGUAUACAGUUAUGUAAUAAGUUGUUGAAAGUAAUGCUUAUACAACAAUUACUGUUAUUUGGAAGAGCUUAAGCAGUUCUUUUCUUACUGAAAUCAUCUUUUUUCUGAGAUAGCGAUUCCACGUAUAUAUAUAUAUAUAUAUAUAUAUGCACAUAUGGAGCGGUUGAUUAUUCGCUUCACUCACCCAUUAUUAUUUAGAUUUUCAUUCUUCCUAGCCUCAUUUAGACUUGUAUCCUCAUAGUUCACAUAUUGAAUUCAGGUAAUUGGUAAUACUCAUAAUUCUAUCACUAACACUUACUGUACUAUCACAAAGUAAAUGAAAGGUGAGCUGGAAGAAUUGUUAAAUUUCAAGUUCGCUCAUGAAUUUACUUCAUUUAGAAAAACAUUGAGAAACAAGGAUUACUGGACAGUUAACUGUGUUGUCUUAUUUACAGACCGGUUAACUGUAUAAUGGUACUCUGACUGAUGUCAUUUCGUGAUCAAACUUAAAACCAAUCAAAUCCCUGCAGACCAACACUUGAAGAUUGAUCUAGUGGGAAGUUUUGGUCAACAAAAUCCACCGAGUUGGAUUUGAAGACAAAUACUCACCAAUGACAUUGCAUGGUGGUCGUGCGAUGUAUUGCGAAUUGGGGGGAGUUAGAAUUGAUGAGCUAUUGGAUUUUGUCACAAUGGUUGGUUGGCUAACGAGCUCGCCUUGUGAACUAAUGGUCUCAGGUUCGACUCCCUAUGCAGUCAUGUGAUAAAGUGUCCCAAACAGGGACGAAACAGCCUCACCGUACUCCCUAGUUUUUAAUGGUUCCGUAAAUGAAUUUAGUUCACGAUCAAUAAGUUAGGAUGUGCCAAGAAAACUUCAGUGACUUGAUCUUUAACUUCCGUCAUGGUCAAAAGUUCAGGUAUGUAGGUCACAUAGGGGAGAAUGUCACCUCUUGAUAUAACAGUGUGUGUAACUAGUGUCAUAAUAUUAUGUUUCUCUUAUACCAUUGUUACUAUUGUAAUUGGUGACUAACUUUUCAAUAAGUUAAACUUUGCACUGAGGUACCUGAAUUCAAGGUGUCAUUUUUGGCGUUGGCGCGCAUAAAACUAGUAAAAAGAAAUGCAAUUAAAUCGCAGUGGAAAACUAUGUACCGGAGAGAGAACAAGUAUGUUAAGACUACUGACGAUUUUCAGAAUCUGUUUAGUGAUAAGUAGUGAAUAAAUCUGCUCCAUUAGGAGCCAUGCCAUUGUUUCUUAGCAUCUGGAGGACUUCAGUUAAGUGGUCUUCUGUGAUGGAUAUGUAGUCUGAUAUAUACGCCAGUUUAGUUGGCAAGUUGAUUUGGUCAUGUGGGUGAUAUGAGAUUGUCACCGAUGUAUUGGGGAAAACGAUUGUGUUUAAGAAAAUUUGGGCCUGAAUUUCAUUACCUUGAAUUGAGUAGGCUAGUAGGAAUGGUGAAUCAUGAGUGCGAAUUCACCUCAGUUGAUUUGUAUAGUUUUAGUAUUUGUAAGUGUUGUUACACAGAGGAAAAAGGAGCAGAUGCUUAGGAAUUCGAUGUGUGGUUUAGUAAUUUAACGUUAAGAAAACGAUGCCAUACGAGUCAAGCUUCUUAGUUAUCAAGCCUUGUAGAAUCAGCAACAUUAAAUUCGUCUCUAUUGAAGAAGCCUAUUUUUAAUUCAUAUGUAUCUUCUGGUAUUAAGUUAUAAUGUAAACAAAAUAUUCAGUAUAGUUAUUCCAUUGAAUGUAGGUACAGACCAGUUGGCCUAAUUGCCAGACUUUCAAAGAAUGGGUUUGAAUCUCGCUCCACAUAAUUCAGCUUGAGCGAAUGACUGAGUAGUUUCAUCAUCCCUCUUAGCCAGGUACAUAAGAAAUCUGAUCCUGGUAACUGGGAUGCGAUUCAGUGACCUAUGCACUAUUACUUCAGGAGUCAACCAGCUCCGAUGUCAGAACAGGUGCUUACCUAUGACGUCGGUUGGUAGUGGCGCAACAUACAGCGAAAUUGCAGUGUGAUCGGUGGCCUUUCCUCAUAACACCAAAGUCCUAGGUUCGCUGGCCGGUAGAAGAAUCAUGAAUGCGUCCAAAACUAGGACGAUACAGCUAUGUAGUACUCAAUUGUUUUCUAACUAGUGUUGGUUCGGGAUCUAACUUGAAAUCGAACAAAUCCCUGUGAAUCGACAAUUGAAAACACAAGAAUCACCAAAGCGUAAUUUUCACAGGUGAAAAUUACAGCCUCAUAUUUAGUGGUAAGAAUCCAUUCACGUAGUUAGUUACUCAGAGCAGAUUUUUCAUCUAUGAGUCUAUGGACAAAAUAGUUGCCCAGUACUUCCUUGUUUUCAAUGCUUCUCUAACUGAUAUCAAUCCGUGGUUCAACCUGAAAGAAAAAGAAAUGAUCGUUUAGAGAUGAAUUAUUCUUUUCGAAGAUACCAUUCUCAAUUUGUAGUAAAGCACAUUUAUAAUACAUUCACAUUGCAAUGAAAGGAAUUUUUCCAAAGAUGUAUCAUUGCAAUUUUCAGUUUUAGAUAACAAUCAACAGAUUAUGUAAUACAGAAGCAUUAAUCAGGCAGAGACUAAAUUAGUGAACUGAGUGAUGAUAUAUAUAUGGUAUCGAAACAAUGUUUACCAAGGAAGGUUCAGUGUGAUGAUGAAUUGUUUUGAUAUUGCAUAAAGGUGGUUUAAACUUUAUAAUUGCUAGGCCUCCUAUAAACUUUAAGAUACGCUCCAAACACGUCUUACAGAUAGGUUUAAGAGAUGUCAAUUUUAUAUCCUGUCUCUAUAAUAUGUUUCUCAAUAGAGCAGCUAGUUCCCCACUUCUCACCAUCAAUAGGUUCUGGGGAUUCUAUUUGUUUCUGGAGCCAGUUAGGAAUAUGCUCUGAAGCCAGCCCUUACUUGCAGAGAUCGGUGAGUGCUCCCUAUAUGUGUCCACACAUACGUGCAAAAUGGUAAAUAUAGUGGGAUGUUACAUAAUUUUUCGCAUGUUCAAAGGGCUUAGAUAGAUAUAUAGGUUUCUCAUUCUCAAUUACUAUGACAUUAGCUGCAUACAAAAUCUUUUUAAUAGCAGUGUUCAAUCUAUUUCCAGUUAUCAAGUUGCUAUGAUACUCCAUAUAGGGUGGCUUGAUGUACACGUCUUAGAGGGGAGUUUUAGAGUGGGUCUUGGUGUUCUGACUACUUGUAAUCAACCAGAGUUUGUGUCAACUUUCUUUCUUUUCCAUCAAGUGUGCCGUCAGUGCAUAUUCGUUGGAUUCUACUGAAGAGGCAUCUCACUCAUUAACGCUCUUUUGUACAAAACGGCAAAAACUGUGAUGAUUUAGAUACUGUCCUGUCCGUGCGGAUUUCUUAUAAAUAGGUAGUUUUAUUGAUCCAUCAAGCGGUUGACUAAGCAAUGUUUCUUUGUUUUGAUACCAGCCAGGGUAGAUGUACUAUUAGCUUUGUUAUUUGGUUUAGUGGUCUUCGUUGUUAUUUUCAUCUUCAAAAUGUCCUUUUUACUUGACCUAAAUUUAUUUUCUCACUUCUUAACAUAUAUAUAUAUAUAUAUAUAU